This is a messenger RNA of Protopterus annectens (West African lungfish), 3082 nucleotides long. Its product is annotated as mucin-5AC-like. The record is from RefSeq and is a predicted model, not a curated record. The transcript has 47 exons. NCBI's taxonomy places the organism in Eukaryota, Metazoa, Chordata, Ceratodontiformes, Protopteridae. The coding region runs from base 1 to 2844 and encodes 947 amino acids. Gene Ontology annotation, molecular function: protein binding.
AUGGCGCAGGGCAUAAAAGUGAUCAAACCAAGAAAUAUGUCUGAUCCUUAUUUUUUUCCGUUUAAAAAAAAAUCUAAUUUUACUCUAUUUUUAUUCCUAGCAUCAACAGCAAUAACAGCUAAAUAUACAGGACCUUCUACUACUCCUUCUGUAACAACAGCUGCCACAGCUUCUUCAACAACAUCGGCUCCUGUACCAUCCUCUCCUGCAGCAUCUACAGCACCAACAGCUAAAUAUACAGGACCUUCAACUACUCCUUCUCUGAUAACAGCUUCUUCAACAGCAUCGGCUCCUGCACCAUCCUCUCGUGCAGCACCAACAGAAACAACUGCUAAGUAUACAGGGCCUUCUACUACCACUCAACCUACAACAGCUGCCACAUCACUGCCAACACCAUCUGCCCUUGCAACAAUGACACCUGCAGCAUCAACAGCAAUAACAGCUAAAUAUACAGGACCUUCUACUACUCCUUCUGUAACAACAGCUGCCACAGCUUCUUCAACAACAUCGGCUCAUGUACCAUCCUCUCCUGCAGCAUCUACAGCACCAACAGCUAAAUAUACAGGACCUUCAACUACUCCUUCUGUGAUAACAGCUUCUUCAACAGCAUCGGCUCCUGUGCCAUCCUCUCCUGCAGCACCAACAGAAACAACUGCUAAGUAUACAGGGCCUUCUACUACCACUCUACCUACAACAGCUGCCACAUCACUGCCAACACCAUCUGCCCUUGCAACAAUGUCACCUGCAGCAUCAACAGCAAUAACAGCUAAAUAUACAGGACCUUCUACUACUCCUUCUGUAACAACAGCUGCCACAGCUUCUUCAACAACAUCAGCUCCUGUACCAUCCUCUUCUGCAGCAUCUACAGCACCAACAGCUAAAUAUACAGGACCUUCAACUACUCCUAUAAAAACAGCACCAACAGAAACAACUGCUAAGUAUACAGGGCUGACUACUAGCACUCUACAUACAGUUGCCUCAUCACUGCCAACACUACCUGCUAUCACAACAGUAUCACCUGCAGCACUUUCUACUUUGUCAAAAGCUACUUCAAUACAUACAUCAACAGCACCUUCUUCUUUGUCAAAAGUGACUUCAACUCAGACAACAACGUCAAUGGCUUCCAGUACUGUCCUAAAUAUCACUGACUGUAAAUCACCAGGAGUUUGCUGUGGACCAGUGGGAGAAGUAAAAUAUCCUGGAGAUACAUGGACUUCCAAUUGCUAUGAUUGCAUAUGCAAUAAAACUACUGGAGUGGAGUGCAAACUAAGUGAAUGCCCACCAAAACCUACUUGCCAAAAUGAUGAGAUACUACAAACAUCACAAAGUGAAGGCAGCUGCUGUCCAGCGUAUAAUUGCAAACAAAUAACAUGCAUAUAUAACCAAAAAGAAUACAAGCUUGGUGAAACGUGGACUUCAGGCUGUCAAGACUGUAUAUGUAGUCCUACAUCAAAUGCAGUUGCAUGCAAACCUCAUCAGUGUGCAAGUUUGCCUGUAUGCAGUGAAAGUGAAAAACUGACAAUCGAUAACAGCUCUCCUGAUCGCUGCUGUACCACUGGUUAUUGUGUUAAAAUAACGUGCACAUAUAACCAAAAGAAAUACAUGCUUGGUGAUACAUGGACUUCUGGGUGCCAGCAAUGUACUUGUAGUAAGAUAACAAAGUCUGUACAGUGUGUACCUCAGAAAUGCCCAGCAGAUCCAAUAUGCAAGCCAGACGAAAAACUAACAAAAAAUUUUGCAAGUGGCUCCUGCUGCCCAACAACUCAGUGUGUUCCAAUGGUAUGCACGUUUAAUCAAAAUAAAUACAAAGUUGGUGAAAGCUGGGAAAACAAAUGUUUUCAGUGCACCUGUACUGGGUCAAAUAGUAUGAAGUGUUCUCCUAAGUCAUGUCCACCAGAUCCUGUGUGUAAGCCAGAUGAGAAGCUAGUGAAAAGUUCUGGAGAUGAUCCCUGCUGCUUAAAAGCUGAGUGUGUUCCAGCAGUAUGUACUUUUAACCAGAUGACUUACAAGAAUGGUGAGAAAUGGAUUUCUGGCUGUGAAGAGUGUACAUGCAAUACAUCUGCAAGCAGUUCUGUGCAAUGUGUCACUAUAAAAUGCCCACCAGACCCCAUAUGUGAGCCAGGCGAGCAGCUAAUUAAAAGUGGUGAAAACGAAUCCUGCUGUCCAGCAUCUCAGUGCCAACCAGAACUGUGUUAUUAUAACCAGGAAGAACACAAGUAUGGUGAUCAAUGGAUUUCAGAAUGCCAAGAAUGUAACUGUACCGGAACCCCGAGUGCUGUGCAGUGUGUACAUCAGAGCUGCCCACCAGAUCCUGAGUGCAAACCAGAUGAGGAAUUAGUGAUACAAACUGGAAAUGACUCCUGCUGUCCCAUAAAACAGUGCACUCCAAUUACAUGUCAGUAUAAAGGAAAGACCUACACUGUUGGAGAAUCAUUCGUGGAUGAAAAUGAUACAUGCUUGUCAUUUCAAUGCAAUGUAACAGGACUUGAAGGAAACUAUGAGCAUUGUGACCAUCAAACAUACUGCCCAAAGGACAAGCGGAUCUACAGUGCAGACACCUGCUGCUAUGUCUGCAAAGACAAAUGCUUGCCAGUUCCAAAAAAUGUAAAUCUGAAUAUAAGCAGCUGUGUAGGUGAUAUAGAAAUGUCAGAAUGCCAUGGGGACUGUGCUGCAUACACCUUAACAGAAGCUAAUGAUGGUCUCAAUCGCACGUGUGUGUUCUGUGAUGCUGUCGGUUUCCAGGAGAAAAUUGUUGAGUUGACCUGUCCAGAUGGGAGUAAAAAGCAACACUCUUAUAAUGAUAUUACAUCCUGCCAGUGCUUACAAUGCAGCACUAAGUCAUAGGUGUGACUUUUUAAUCUGUGAAAACUGUAUUCAAGAUACAUGCAGUAUUAUCAUAUAAACUGCCAUUUUAAUUUUUAAACUGAUAAAUACUGUGCAUGAUAAUCCUUUUGAUUGUAAUUUAAUUGUACUGUUACAUGCUGUGGACUGUGAUUAUGUUCUUCAACUGUUCUUAAUGUCACCUUUAUAGUUAUUAAUCAAGAUUUAAAUGAAUUAAUAAAUGAAUCAGUAUUAAACUGAA